Molecule: messenger RNA, 2810 nt
Organism: Daphnia pulicaria
Lineage: Eukaryota; Metazoa; Arthropoda; Branchiopoda; Diplostraca; Daphniidae
Product: serine/threonine-protein kinase TBK1-like
Exons: 14
Coding region: 184-2412 (742 amino acids)
Biological process (GO): peptidyl-serine phosphorylation
Cellular component (GO): cytoplasm
Molecular function (GO): protein serine/threonine kinase activity; ATP binding
Source: RefSeq, a predicted model, not a curated record
UCAUUGUCAUUUUCCUUGUAGUAGAGUAGAGUAGUCAUUUGUGUUUUUGUGUUAAUGACAGCAGUAUUUGUUGUGUUGUGCUUAAUUGUUCUUCGAACUGCUAUCAGGAAUUGAUUGUUAUUAAAUUGAUUGUUUUUUAAAUCUUGUCUUGUAUAAUUUAAUGAAAGUCGAGUUGUAUUAAGAAUGUCGUUUUUACGGGGGUCAUCCAAUUAUGUCUGGUGCACGACAAGUGUUUUGGGUAAAGGUGCAACAGGUGCUGUGUUUCAAGGAGUUAAUAAGCAUACAGGUGAAGCAGUUGCAGUUAAAACAUUUAAUCAAUUAAGUCACAUGAGACCUCAUGAAGUUCAAAUGAGAGAAUUUGAAGUCUUAAAGAAAGUUAAACAUGAAAACAUAGUCAAGCUGUUAGCUAUUGAAGAGGAACAAGAUGGAAAAGGGAAAGUAAUUGUCAUGGAGUUAUGCACUGGUGGUAGCCUUUUCAAUAUAUUAGACGACCCUGAAAAUAGUGAUGGCUUAAAUGAAGAUGAAUUUUUGUCUGUACUGGAGCAUCUAACUGCUGGAAUGAAACACUUGAGAGAUAAUAACCUGGUUCAUCGAGAUCUAAAACCUGGAAAUAUUAUGAAAUUUGUUGCAUUGGAUGGGAGCACAGUCUAUAAACUAACAGACUUUGGAGCUGCAAGGGAACUGGAAGAUGGUCAGCAGUUUGUUUCAUUGUAUGGAACAGAAGAGUAUUUGCACCCUGACAUGUAUGAGAGAGCUGUUCUGAGGAAGCCUGUAGGGAAAACGUUCGGCGCGACUGUUGACCUCUGGUCAAUAGGUGUUACGCUGUACCAUGUUGCAACAGGAAAUUUACCGUUUCGACCAUUUGGUGGCAGGCGUAAUAAAGAGACCAUGUAUUACAUUACAGCAAAAAAAGUGUCUGGAGUAAUUUCUGGAGUCCAAAACACCGAGAAUGGAGAAAUUAUUUGGUCCCGUGAGUUGCCGGAUUCGUGCCUGUUGAGUGUGGGUUUGAAAAAAAUUGUUACUCCUCUAUUCGCUGGUCUUCUUGGCGGAGAAAUGAACUUCGAUCGUUUUUUCCAAGAAGUGACGGCAAUUACUAACAGAAAACCAGUCCAUUUCUUCCACGUCAACAGUCUUCACUCCAUCAGAUUGUAUUUGCUACCAACCGACUGCUCAGAAGCUAGUAGGUUGAUUGAAGAACAAACUGGGAUGACUGUUUCAAGUCAGUUGAUUCUCUCUAAAACGUCUCAGUGGACAGACCAGGACAAAUUUCCACAAUCUAACCUCGAAAAUCCUUUAUUCAUUUUCAAUCGUGAAAACAAUAACAUUCUUUACUUGAAAGAGGUUGGAUCGCUUAAAUGCCCACCUUUUUCAUCUACUGUGUCUGUGGAAACAGAUGCCUCUAUUGCGAAGCAAUGCUGUAGUGUUGGUUAUGCGGUCCGGCGAAGAAUUGAAGAAGCCACCCGUUCUUAUACAUUGAUGCAUGCUUCGGUCGACGCUUUAACGAAUUGGUUAACCAAUCAGCUCCAGUCUCUUUCUCGUCAGAAUGUUCAUUGUGAAGAACAACUUUUUUCGUGGAAUAGACAAUUGCAUUUAUGGUCGAAAAUUCACGUUGUCACCAAAGACUUGUUUCGCCUUUUCCCUUAUGAUGAUAACAUCAGCUCAAAUUCUCUCGAAAAUAUUUUACAACUUGCCAGAUCGCAUUAUAACGAUGUAUCUAAUCAAAUGACGUCCAUUAGUCCUAGUGUGAAACAGUUAUGCCAGAGAGUAGUUCGAGAUGAAAGUCUAGCCAAAGAAUGGGCAAGCACCAAUCGUAGCUUUUCCGUAUUGAAUGGUAUUUGUGGUAAAUCAACAACGUACGUGACGCGCCUAAAAGAUUCUUGGCAACAUCUUCUACGUGAUAGAGCAGCAAGAGUUCUCACGUAUAAUGACGAGCAGUUCCACUUGCUAGAACGUAUAAAAAUGACAGAAACAUUCAAAAGUUUGGAAUCUCUUUUUACGGCCGAAUGCGUGCCUACAGUGACUAAUACUGCCGAUUUGUUAGCUGAUUGGUACAAAAUGGCUCAGGCUGUUGUGCUUCAAGCUGAAAUUCUAGCAAAGGAUGUGUCAGCAAUCGAUGCGCUUUGGGUUGACACGCUUAAAAAUCAAGAGCGAUUUCAAUUUUCCUAUUCGACUAAACUCCAUGAGCUUGUUGAGGCAAUAAAAAGACGGCAAAGUUUUCCGACAGGAGAAAUCCUAUCAUCAGCAGAACCUAGAAUGACUGUAGGAACUGCCGAUUGUAAAUACAAUAAAAACUUCAGUCAAGGAUUGAAAAAACUUCAAGCGAUCCAAGGUGACGUGUCUAAACUAGCUGAAGAAAAUUCACAUAUGCUUUCCAGAAUAGAGCGAUUGAUAGACGUCCAGAAACCCAAAUAAAACGAGGGUAUUAAACAAGCAGUUCAAUAAUUGCGACGGCGAAAUUCUUCCUGGAACAAUAUUCACACCUUAAGCAUCCAUAAUGCAGUACGUAAUUAUACGUUACAAUAUACUUAACAAUAUUUUGCCGCAAAUGAAUGGCCUUACACAAUUUUCAUUAAGUUUGGAUGUUAACAGAAAAAGCUAAUAGGUUAGGAUUAAAAGUAAAGAUUCCUAAAACUUAAAAACUACAUUAAAAGCUCAUGAUGGCGAAAAUCACCCCAACCCCGAUUCCCGCUCAAAUAAAAUGACAAAUGAUGUAAAAUCCAGCUAAUAUUUCAUUUCAAGAAUAAGUUUCUUCCCUUGAGCAUUUAUGUCAACUUCGAAGGGAAUCUUAUUUGUUACAUAGUUCAAAUAAU